AUGGAAGACGAAGAAGGGAUCGGGUUGAUUCUAGCCAGAGCCACCGAGCUGAGACUCAAGAUCAGCGAUUGUAUCGAUAACUCCAGCACCACCGUCAGCGAAAACGGCGGAGGAAACGAGGAUCUUUCUCCGGGAGAAGGAAAGAAAGAUGAGAUUAGUGGGAAUCUAGACAAGGAUUUCGACUCAAUUAGCUCUGGAGAUGUAGAGGAGGAAGAAGCUGAACGGCUUUUGCGUAUUCGUGAUGCUCUUGAAUCUCUCGAGUCUCAGCUUGCUGCUUUACAGAAUCUACGGCAAAGACAGCAAUAUGAGAAGCAAGUGGCUCUCUCUGAGAUUGAUUACAGCAGGAAGAUGUUGCUUGAGAAGCUCAAGGACUACAAAGGCAAAGAAUUUGAAGUACUUCGUGAGGCUUCGACAUUUGCAGGCGAGAGAGUCGACUACGAAAACGAUCUUCUCCUUCCUCCUUACCCUGUUCACUCUCCUCUCCCUCUCGGUUUAGAUAACAAUGGACACUUACCUCACUUACUACCAUUGAAGCAGAAACCGAACGCAAAUGGGUUUGGUGCAGGACAUGUGAGAAACGAGACAGAGGCGAAAAGUCCUAACGGAGGAGGAGCUGGAGGCUCAAACCAUGGUGUGAUCCGGUUCUUAGGCUCUGUUGCAAAGAUUGUGAUUCCAAUCAUCGGUGUGAUUUCUAUAUUGUCUGCGUCUGGAUAUGGUCCAGAGAUGAGGAAACGAGGCGCGUCCUUGAAACUACUCGAGUUUCUCCCGCAAGGAGUAGUCAGAGGGAAGAGGACACCGAACCAGUGUCCGCCGGGGAAAGUUCUUGUCCUUGAAGACGGUGAAGCACGGUGUCUUGUGAAGGAAAGAGUCGAAAUACCGUUUGACUCGGUGGUUGCGAAACGCGAUGUAACUUAUGGAUAUGGUUGA
This is a messenger RNA of Microthlaspi erraticum, 927 nucleotides long. NCBI's taxonomy places the organism in Eukaryota, Viridiplantae, Streptophyta, Magnoliopsida, Brassicales, Brassicaceae. The record is from the annotation of a GenBank genome assembly.